Molecule: messenger RNA, 735 nt
Organism: Trichobilharzia regenti
Lineage: Eukaryota; Metazoa; Platyhelminthes; Trematoda; Strigeidida; Schistosomatidae
Source: the annotation of a GenBank genome assembly
AUGGCGACUUGUAAUUUCAUCACACUUUCAAUCACCACAAAUGCGUCUAAGCUACGAUCUGAAAAGCGAUAUCCAAUCGACAUAACUCUAGGUCAACUCAAAGAAAAGUUAGUUUUAGUUACUGGCUGUGAUAACCGUACAAUGAAAAUCGAGUUAUUUGAUAAACAAGAAAAGUCCUUAGGUUACUUACUUGGUGAUGGAAAAUCACUUUAUGAUCUUGGUGUUGAAAAUGAAAUGCACAUCCAUGUAACAGAUUCAACUAUUGCAGAUGGAGUAUAUGACCAGCCAGAAGAGCCUGUUGAGACGUAUCAGUUGACAGAUGAAGAGUAUGCAAAACGCGAAGAAUCAGUAUUGGCUUGGAAGAGACGUAACAAACUUGGACAGUUUCGAGAAGUUGAUCCUGAGGAAGCUAAGCGUGCAGAAGAACUGCGUCAAGAGGCAGAAUUAAAGGAAAAAGAAAAGGCGGAGUCCUUGUCUAUUGGUUCGCGGUGUGAAGUUCGUAUUCCAAGUCAAAUAACAAAACGGGGUGUUAUAGAAUUUGUCGGACAAACUAAAUUUAAGCCUGGUUAUUGGGUUGGAAUUCGUUACGAUGAACCUUUGGGACGAAAUGAUGGAAGUAUUGAAGGAGUACGAUAUUUUCAAUGUCCAGAUAAGUAUGGUGCAUUUGUUAAGCCACAAUAUGUUGAAGCUGGUGACUUUCCUGAACUUGGAAUUGAUGAUCUGGAUGAGAUUUGA